Sorex araneus (European shrew) is the source of this 9678-nucleotide messenger RNA. RefSeq names its product FTO alpha-ketoglutarate dependent dioxygenase (gene FTO). The transcript is spliced from 9 exons. The coding region runs from base 14 to 1570 and encodes 518 amino acids. The record is from RefSeq and is a predicted model, not a curated record. NCBI's taxonomy places the organism in Eukaryota, Metazoa, Chordata, Mammalia, Eulipotyphla, Soricidae. Gene Ontology annotation, molecular function: ferrous iron binding; broad specificity oxidative DNA demethylase activity; mRNA N6-methyladenosine dioxygenase activity. Gene Ontology annotation, biological process: RNA repair; regulation of multicellular organism growth; DNA alkylation repair.
UCCCGGGCGAGGGAUGGACGCGGUUCGCAGUGGAGAGGGCGGCUGUAGCGGCAGCAUGAAGCGGACCCCGACGGCCGAGGAUCUAGAGCGCGAAGCUAAGAAACGGAGACUUCUUGAAGAGCUUGAAGACACUUGGCUUCCUUAUCUGACCCCCAAAGAUGAUGAAUUUUAUCAGCAGUGGCAGCUGAAAUACCCUAAACUAGUUCUCCGAGAGGCCGACAGUGUACCAGACGAGCUCCAUAAAGAGGUCCAAGAAGCCUUUCUUAUACUGCAAAAGCACGGCUGCCUAUUUCGGGACCUGGUGAGGGUCCAAGGCAAAGAUGUGCUCACUCCUGUCUCCCGCAUCCUCAUCGGUAACCCGGGCUGCACCUACAAGUACCUGGACACCCGGCUCUUUACUUUACCUUGGCCAGUGAGAGGGUCCAGCACAAAAUACAACGUGGCUGAAAUAGCCGAAGCCUGUCAGACCUUCCUGAAGCUCAACGAAUAUUUGCGGAUCAAGACCUUCCAGGCUCUGGAAGAGCUGGCUGCCAGAGAUAAAAAUGAUAUCGAUUCGGUGCCAGUGUGCAUAGGUCCAGACUUCCCCCGGGUUGGCUUGGGGUAUGAUGGGCCCGACGAAACGGACUUGAGGAACCGGUCCGCGUUCAACGUGACACUGUUGAACUUCAUGGAUCCUCAGAAAAUGUCGUAUCUGAAGGAGGAGCCUUACUUUGGCAUGGGGAAGAUGGCAGUGAGUUGGCAUCAUGACGAAAACCUGGUGGACAGGUCAGCGGUGGCAGUGUACAAUUAUAGCUGCGAAGAUCCUGAGGAGGAAGAAAGCGAGGAAGAUCCUCAGUGUGAAGGCAGAGACCCCGACACAUGGCAUGUUGCUUUUAAAAUCUCCUGGGACAUCGAGACGCCUGGCUUGGCAAUACCCCUCCGCCAAGGAGACUGCUAUUUUAUGCUUGAUGAUCUCAAUGCUACCCACCAACACUGUGUCUUGGCUGGCUUACCACCUCGGUUUAGUUCCACCCACCGAGUGGCAGAGUGCUCCACGGGAACCUUGGAUUACAUCUUACAGCGCUGCCAGUUAGCGCUGCAGAAUAUCCGCGAGGAGGCAGACAAUGGUGAUAUCUCUCUGAAAUCCUUGGAGCCUGCAGUAUUGAGACAAGGAGAAGACAUCCACAAUGAGGUUGAGUUUGAGUGGCUGAGGCAGUUUUGGUUUCAAGGCAAUCGAUACCGGAAGUGUACGGAUUGGUGGUGUCAACCCAUAGCUCAACUGGAGGAAAUGUGGAAGAAGAUGGAAGGUGUGACAAAUGCCAUACUUCGUGAAGUUAGCAGAGAGGGGCUCCCCGUGGAACAAAGAAAUGAAAUCUUGACUGCCAUCUUCGCCUUGCUUACCGCACGCCAGAACCUGAGGAGGGAAUGGCAUGCCAGGUGCCAGUCCAGAAUUGCUCGAACUCUCCCCGCGGACCAGAAGCCAGAAUGCCGGCCCUAUUGGGAGAAGGAUGAUCCUUCUAUGCCUCUGCCCUUCGACCUCACAGACACGAUUUCAGAACUCAAAGACCUGCUUCUGGAAGGAAAGUCCUAGAAGAAACACAGAGUCUUGGGUGGGAGGUGGAGAAAAGAAAUGUGGGAUUUCCCUCCUCCGGCCAUGGCUUGGGCAAGGGCGCUAUGGAUAGACUUAGACUGUAGAUUGUAGCACCGGGUUCCAGCUGGAACCUACUAGGAAAUAGGGCUCAUGAAUACCAAAAAAAAAAGUUUGAAAAUGGUGCAAUAUUCGAAUCUGAUCUGGUCUGAAGCAACAAGCUCCCCUUACCUCAAAAUUCUUCCUCACUGGGAUCUUCUGAUGUGAACAAUUUGGUCCCCAAGGGCCAAGGCAACAAGAGUGCUGGGUCUUUGGCAUUUCUACCUAACUUUUCUCCUUCCCAAGCCUUGCUAUGACUCCCUAGAGGGUGGCUGAGCUUAGAAAUGGUCACCCUCCAUUUCUCCUCACCAUCCCCGUAGAGGCUGUCUUGUCCAGUAUGGCAGCCGCUAGCUAGAUGUGGCUCUUUCCCGUUAAACUCCCAUGCAGUUGUGAUUGAAAAUCCAGCUCCUCAUUUGCGCUAGCCAAGUCGCAGGUGCUUAUUAUCCCCCACGUGGCUCGCUCCCGUCUUGGUCAGCUCAGAUAGGGAACAUUUCAUCUCUGCAGAAAGUCACGUCAGAUCACACUUCCCGUGGAAUGUUUAUAAGUAGGAGAUUCUCCGUAACUGCUACACACACACACCCCACCCGCACACACACAGGAGAAAGAAAAUUUCCAAAGAAAUGACGCUCAGGAGAGAAGACUCAUUUGUUGUCCCUUUCAGUUCCUCCACGUGUAUCCAACAGCAAGUGGAACUGAGGCUUGAAGAGCCUCUGGGCCACAUCUUGUUGACACCAGGUCCAUGGAGAGAUGCUCUGGAGGAGUGAAGCCCUGGGCUCAGGCCUUAGGUGCCUGGACCGAAAUUUCCAGCAGCUUUGUGGCUUCCAGUAGGCCACUGGGCUUCACUUUUCUCAUCCGUUGCAUGAGGGUGCAGAGGGCAGCCGCUUAGAAGGUGAAGUUACAUGAAAUAAUGUAGGUACAGGUCAGAACGGUACCCAACGCUCAAGAUUAGUAUCAUGUACCCAUACAUGGCGCCUUGGUACAUAUUUCCUCCCCUCCCCCUCCCCUGGUCAGGCCUUUCUGGUCUGGUGGUGCCAUCCCUGAGCCCUCUCAGGUCUGACCUGUGGUGUGAUGUGACUAGUCAGCCCCGUCCCCGCCCUGCCACCGCCUCCAAAAGCUGCAGUUCCCAGCAGUUUAGUAGCUAAGGAGCUUUUAGGACCUCAGAGAGGCACACUGAGAACUGAGAACCUCUCAAGAGGGUCUCUUGGGUUCAGAGGCCACUCUUUAUCCUCUUGGGACUCCAGCGCCAUUGAACAUGGAUGAAUUCUUGACAUCCUUGAGCUUCAGCUGCCUCCUGAAUUGAAAAUGAGGCCAUGAGAAUGAGAGACCCAACAGGUCAGGCGCGGGUGGCCCAAGAGAUGUCACACGUGGGUACUCUCAGGCCUUUUGGCUUGGGUUUUAUUUAACCCCUUGAUGUUCCUUCUUGGCUGCAUUUCAUCAGGUAUUAGUGUGAUCAAUUGGGGGGGGGGAGGGUUCGGGUACAACAAGAAAGUGUGUGUUCUGUUUAAAAUUUUUAAAAAAUUUUUACUUUUUUAAGGGCCAGAGCAAUAAUGCAACAGGUAGGGCAUUUGCCUUGCACGUUGCCCACCUGGGUUCAAUCCCCAGGACCCUAGAUGGUCCCCCGUAAGUCUUCCAGGAGUGAUCCCUGAAUGUAGAGCGAAGAGUAAGUCCUGAACACUGCCAGAUAGGACCUAAACCCCUCACCCCUCAAAAAAAAAAAAAUUGUUGAGAUUCAGUAGUUUACAAUGCUUUUUCAUGCAUAUAAUUCCAAACCUCACCCAUAGCCAACAUACCUGCUCCCGCUUCAGAACCCCAACACCCCUCCCUCCCAACCUCCGGGGCUCACUUGUGUGGAUGAGUUCUCCUAUGAUGUUGCCCGUGGUCCUCUGUUGCUCCCUCGCUGGUGCCUUUCCGUCCCACAGGUGAGAGAGCUCGCUCUGCAGCACCCCCUUUCCCCGGGCUGCGUUCACUCAGUUCGGAACAUCUGGCAGAGCCCAGCUUGCCACCAGCUGUGCGGCAUCUCCGCGCUCCUAUGUGAGCACAAGCCCUCACGCCUUCACACUCACACACACACACACACACACACACACACACACACGCGCGCGCGCGCUCGCACGCGCACACAUGCAAGCGAACACACACGCACACACACGCACACACACACGCACACAUGCACACACACAAAUACCCUGCUUGUUUUAAAGUAGACUAAAUCUUAAUGCCCAGUGUGUCGUUUACUCCUGGCCUGCUUAUGUCAGCAUGUCACGUGUGUAUUCCUCACUCACAAACAAUAAACUCACUCCAGGACGCACGGAGUCCCCACCAGGAUGUUGCUUUUUCCUUCUCAUACCCAGGCUGGGCCUGUGCCAUGGGCCCAAGUGGGGUUUGGGCCGAGGUAUGCCCCAAAUCCUCCCACCAGGGGAGCCUGGUAGGGACAACCUGGGUUGGACCCCCGCCUCCCGCCCACCCCAUGGCCUUAGUAGUGAAAACCUGGAAGAUGGGGUCCUGGUGUCUCUGGAGAAAGGGUAGCUUUUAAGGAGCAGGACAUGAUGUGUUUGAGGGUGACACAAUCUCCCGGGGGGGGGGGGGGCGGUUUUCUGGUGGGUGGAAGGAAGGGGAGUAAAAUGUGGGGGAGGGGUCCUGGUGACCACUCAGCUUAGAUUUGGUCGCUUCAGGGUGAGAGAGUUAUCUGAUAGAGGAAAGGUGUAACGGUGGUGGGAUUGAUGUUGGAACAUUGAAUGUAACAAAUCAUCAUGAACGACUUUGUAACCCACAGUGUUUACAUAAAGUACAAGGGGAAAAUAUAUGCAUGUAAAGUUUACCUAUUCCAUAUAAACUCCAAAAUACAUUACCACAGGGGGGUGGGGGAAAGAAAAUUUUAAAAAUUUAAAAUUUUUUAAAAAGACUUACCUGAAAAUGGAGACUCAGGCCCCCUAUUCCCAAGUCUGUGGUUGGGGGCCUUCUUCCAGGCUCCAGCUAGCUUUCAAAAAAGUGUUCAGACUAGGACUUCCUGCAUGCCCCCUCCCCCAGCACCUCACACAGGGCAGCAUUGAGGGGAGCCCUGACUCCCGGGACAGCUCUCCCCACCCCCAUCAGACAUUGGGGGGCCAACCCUGGGCCCCCAACCAAAAUUUACCUCAAGGAGAUAAGAAACUUGCCACAUACCAGCAAAGAAAAUUGAUCAGAGGUUUCCAGGAGGUGGUUCAGGCCCAAAAGAAAGCCCUGUGCUAAAGGGGGAGGGCCGAGAGGAGGAGCUCAGGGAGGGGGUGACAGGGAAGCGUUUCAGGGAAGGGAACAGCAGAGGUCCUGGUCCUGGAGGCAGGAAAGCGCUUCUACGGCAGGUUCAGAGUGGACAAGGGUCGUCACUGUGGCCAAAGCAGAGAAGCAGGAGAAAUGGGGGAGCUGGGAGCCGGACAGAUGGUAUUCUCUUUCCAGUGCUCCAGGAGUACCUGAAGGGGCCAUCUGGUGGGGAGAGUCUUGGACUUCAGCUGGUCAGUCUGGCCACUAGGCUCAUAUACAGAGGCACACCCCAAGGCACAUGCCGCCAGUCUGGGAUGGGUCCCCUAGCCCCGGGCCAGCAGCCGCUGUUCUGAGGGUACUCUGAACAGCACCCACAUGCCAAGGCCGUGUCCGCCCUCCUGGUUCCCGAAGUCGCCUGUCUGGAUCCUGUGACACAGAAAGCAGCAGAGUCGCGGCAUUGCUUGUGACACUGUUUUAGUCGUAAAAGCUGCUAAACCUGUCACUGACUAAACUCAGGGGCUGCCCAAAUGAGAUUCCACGGACCCACUCUAAUGAUACCCCACAUCCAGGAGAGGGUUUCAGUGUCUUCCGAAGGGAAGAUGUUUUCGAAUGCAACUUCCCCCCACCGCCUCGCCCCCCCGCCUUCCCUGCUCUAGUUAAGGCUGAUUUUACCACUGGGCGAAUUGCAUACAUUUGGAUCCGUGCCAUGCUAAAUACUGUUUAUUUUGGAGAUCUGUCAGAGGCAAGCGCAAGGGGAAGACAGGGGGGAUUCUUAUUUAAAAAGGCAAUUCUCAUCCAAACAGAUUGGGAAGGAGUGGAGCCGUGUGGAUUAAAAUGCGCUGAAGUGGUAAUGCCGUUUAUUCAGUUUGCCUUUGUUACUUUGUGAUUAAAUGGUAUUUUUAAUUAAGUUUCAUUGGGAGCCAUAGGUAUCGCAGUGGUGAAAUCAAUUUGACAACCAUAAAGGGGGAGGGAAGGCCCAGGAGUGCAGUCAUGAUUGCGGCUGCAGGGGAAGCUUCGUGGCUGAAAGAAGCGCGGCUGGGCCGGGGAGAGCAGAGGAGCCCAGCACUGCCCUCCUGCCGGGCCUCUGGCCGCACCCUGCCUGGGAGGCAGGUCUCGGGGUGGACAGGGAAGAUGCACACCUGCCCCUCACUCAACUCGGAGACUCUGAGAGUGCUGAGCCUGCUGGGGGCUGCAGGCAGUGGCUGAAGGGUCUGGGUCUCCUUUCUCACCAACACGGAGAAAGAGGGAGUGCCCAGGGCCCCCUGGAUCCUGGACAACACUGUCAUCGUCCUUCAUCCCGAUGCCUACCUUGUCUCAGCACCAGUCCAACUCCCUAUUCCCUGGGGACCCUCUGGAGGCAAGCCUGCAUUCCAAACAUCAUGCCCAAACAUACACUGGAAACCUAGUCCUCUGCACCCUCAUUCUAUCUGUCUCUCUACCCCCCACUUAGCCAUCCAGUCACCUGCUCACCCAAUCCAGCCAGCCAACCAGCCAUCCUUCUGUCCAUCUGUUCAUCCAUCCAUCCAUCCAUCCAUCCAACUUUUUGUUCAUCCAUUCAUCUACCCAUCCAUCCAUUGGUCCAUCCAUCCAUCCAUCCAUCUAUCUGCCCACUCACUCAAACAUCCAUCCAUCCUUUCACACAUCUAUCCACCUAUUCAACCAUCUAUACCUAUCAGUCGACCAAUCUAUCCUGUCAGCAUUGAUCUUCAGAAUCUUUUGGUUUCGAAGUGUCUACAGACUUCCUGCAUUUGAAUCUUGUUCCUGUCAAACCUCUGUUUUCUUGCCUGCAAAGAGGAGGUGAUGGCACUGUAUCUACCACACCAGAGUUCAUGAGUUCAUGUGCACAGAAUCUGUCCCCAGCACGCUGUGCCUGGCAGACACAGGCCUCAGCACUGAUGCUUAUUAUCCCAGCUUCCUGCAAUAAUGGUUGUAGCUCUGUGAUGUGGGAAAAUCACUUGACCUCUCUGUGCUCCCAUCUUUGUUUAUAUAACCAGGAUGUGACUAAUGCCUAAUCAUUGGACCGUUCUCUCGACGAGAUCCUGUGUGCUAAGUGAUUCACAUCAUGUCUGGUACUUAGCACCAGAAUAAUAUGUUACCAGCCCAUACUAUCUCAUUUACUCCACACAGCUUCUGUUUUUUUUUCCCUAGGCAGAUGAUGUGGGAGUUUUUAUAAAUAGAUACUAUGAAAAAUGAUUCUUUAGUACUCCCAUUACUGCAGUGGGAUUAGGUCACCCAUUGCAAUUUUAGAUUUGCUUAAAAAAAAAUUCUUCCUGUCACCUUUUAAUGGAUGAUCUGUGUACAACAAUUGUUUAUUGACUCUGAAUGUCUAAGUACCAGGGUCAGUCUAUUUCAAGGGGAGGGAAGCAUUAAUUAACUCCCAGUAUUAGAUUCGGUGAUUCUUUUCCAAUGAUGCAGUUCAUGACUUUGCUUGCAUUUACUUUUCAUCAGUCCUAAAAGAAUCGAGGUAAAAUAGUUCCUCUGCACAUGUGUGUCAAGCUAAAUGGAUAACAGCAGAUACAGAUCUGUUUGCCUGUCUGCACUUGCCUUUAGAGCAGAUUCAUCAAUUUUACAAAAGUCACUGACUAAACAUGGCACCCAUACAAAUGAAGUGCUCCUAGCACGCGCCUUGCCCCCAUUGUUUUCAAUCUGCUAAGUGCGGGCAACCUGCAGCUGAGCGAUGGUCAGUGCUGGCCUGGGACAGCUCCGUGCCCCAUGGAUGGAGACCAUGAGGUCAAGGCCAGCCUCCAGGAAAUACAGGACAACAUAGUGUUUCUGGACCCUGCAGGCACGGAGCCGACUCCUGUCUGUUGGCCAAUCACCCGUUGGCCAAUCACCCUUGCAGCUGGUGACUGCCCUCUCGCUGGGUGUUCAGGAUCCAAUAGAGACCACAGAACGCCAUGCUGUUCGUGGUGUCCACACCACAGCUGCCCAGCUCACUCUUCCUGGUUCCCCGGCUCAGAGAGCAUCUGUCCGCUGCAUCCAGACCCUCCCGGAAGAUCUGCCCCUCUUCCUGCCUUGUGUAGCCGGCUGCUCACCCAGAUGCAGCUGCUGAAGUCCCAGGUCUGUCCAAGGCCAGGCUGGCUGGUCUGUCAUGGCAGAGCUGGUGUGAUGUGGGCGCAGAGUGGGAGAGCACACACGCAGGGUGCCAAUUCCGCUCAGGCCAGGUGGGCCCCAGAGAAGGGGGGCUUGCACACACCCUUUUGAGGCUACCACGAGCAGCCGUGUCAGGGCCUCCUGCAGCAGCAAAGCAAUCUGGAAAAAUAACGCAACUGCCAAACUUUUCAGAUGUCCUGGGCCCCAUGCACCCUGAGCAGGGUAAUGGGGGGGGGGGGGCAGCGGAGAAUGGAGUGAGUGGGAGAGGGAGAUGUCCAGCCCUCCAGGAAACAAUCUUGGCAAUUCCACACGGCUGCACAGGCGGUGUGCUUUCACACCUUCCUUGGUCAAACUGCAGCCCACAGACCCCAACUGCAAACCCCAGUUCACCUUUCUAAUCAGGAGUUGGGAGGGGAUGUUUUGGUUUUGCUCUGCACUUUGUAGCAAGAAGGACGAUCACCCACCCACCCCGAGUCCCCCCCACCUGCACCCCCAAAAAGGGACCAAGUCUGCUCCUCCGAGCAGAUAAAGCUACUGCUCAGAACUCACCCAACACAGAAAGCGGGGGCCCCUGCUCACCUUGCCCCCUCCCCAGCCCACCCCCGCCAACCCCACCCCAGUACCGCAGACAAGAGAUUUCCAGUUGAUUACGCCUUGAUUAGAGCCAGGGAAGAAGCGGGCCAGGUACAGAGGAUUCCUGUUGUCCCGCCACUGGGCCUCCCCACCGAGGUCAGGCUCCGAGCUCUCAGCGAGCAUGUGGACAAUCAAGGCCUGUUUACCAUGGCCGUUCAGUUUUCUUUUCUCCAAAUCAAAACAGAGUUUAGUAGGCAGCGGAUUUCAUACAUGCCUCUUGAUCAAUGGAAUGAUCUGUCAGAAGCCAUUAAAGCCCCCAUUAGCUUGAAUGCAUUCAAAGCUAAACUAUUGGAUCAUUUAAGGGCUGCAGUGAUUGUUUUUAAUAUACUGUACAUUGAUUUCUCCCUGUGAGCAGCAAUAUAAGUUUGAGACUAACUGUGUAUGACUAAGGCUUCAUUUGCUGUCUCCAGUCCUCUCUGAGAAGCAUGGUUUCACUUCUACCAGAAAAGCCUGUGUAUCAUUUUUAAAGAGAUGCAGACCCUGUUAGAUUUCCCAAGGUUUACACUGGGUUGGAUGGGACUUUUUCUUUUUUUUCCUUUCCCGAGCUUUCUCCCAUUUCUUUGUGCCCAUUAAGUGAGCCAUGCGUGCAGAAUGGGAGAGGCAUCCCAGUCAAGGACCUCAAGUGAGAGGCACUGGGGGAAAUUUUUCUGAAAGCAUGAAGCCCAGCUGAGGCCAAAAUCGAAGUGAAUUUGACAGCAAAACUCGGUGCCCAGCACAAAGCAAGAGAAAUGUGUCAGGGGGUUCCUGUCAGGGCAUAGCUUGACAAGGUGAAGGUCCACUGGAAUAGCCAGGUGAGGGUGCUGGCUACCACUGCAUGGCCAGGCCCAACUUUAGGUACCAGAAUGCCAGUACUUGGAAGAGUUGCCUCUUGCAGGCCUUGGUCAAACAGAUACUUCUGAAAAACACUGGUUGCUGUUGUCUUAAUGCCAGACCCCACCUUCAAAAUCCUGCUCUUCACCAUCUUUUCCUUUCUCAGUAGCCCCUUGCUCAUUUUAUUUCUUUUUAAAUGUGUUUCAAAUACAAAUAAAAUGUAUUUCUUUUUAAAUCAA